AGAUGGACAGAUAUCCUCCACAUAUAUAUAAGUUCCUUUUGGGAGUGGAGAGGCACUUCUUGUUGUCAGAUACAUUGAGGCUGCAAAGGAGAUGUCUCAUAUGCAGACCAAAGCAUUGGAUGGAAAACAUCCAACCCAGAAGAACCCGAAUAAAGGGAGGUAUGGCCCAAGCCAUGGACACGGCUACGCUUCGCCACUGGACGCCAUGAAAGGCCCCAAAGAAAAACUGAUGUAUGUAGUGUGCGUUCUAAGUGGAACCAAGGCCCAGAAACCUGACUAUUUGGCCACGGUGGACGUGGAUCCGGAAUCGCCAACUUAUUGCAAGGUCAUCCACCGUCUGCCCAUGACUUACCUGGAUGACGAACUCCAUCAUUCGGGCUGGGGCGCCCCCGUCAGCUCCUUUGGGGACACCGGAAUUGAGCGCAACUGCCUCGUCCUCACAGGCAUGCUCUCCGGCCGUGUUUAUGUGGUGGACACGGGCUCCGAUCUGCGUGCUCCCAGCUUGCACAAAAUCAUCGAACCUCGAGAAAUCAUCAAGAAAACCAACUUGGGUUUGUUGUACAGCCCGCGUUGCUUAAGCAGCAGGGAGUUUUUGAUCAGCGCUGUUGGAGACGCAUUAGCAAAUGGAAGAGGUGGCCUUCUCGUUCUGGACCCGGAAACCUGGGAAGUGAAAGGGAACUGGGUGUGUCCGGAAGAUGGACCCAUCGGGAUAUUUGACUUCUGGUACCAGCCGCGGCACAACGUCCUGAUCAGCAUCGAAGCAGCGCAGCCCAAGUUCAUUAUCACUGGGUUCAGCCCAGACAAUCUGGGAAAAGGGCGCUAUGGCAGUCAACUCAAUGUCUGGGAUUUGACCACUCACUGCCUCCUCCAAUCGAUUGAACUGGGUGAAGAUGCGGCCCCAAUUGAGAUCCGCUUCUUGCAUAACCCCAACUCCGACCAUGGUUACGUGGCCUGCGCUCUGGAGAGCUCCAUCCAUCAUUUCUUCAAGAAAGAGGAUGGAUGCUGGGCGGCUGAGAAAGUGAUCCAAAUCCCAAACAAGAAAGUCACAGGAUGGUGCUACCCCGAAAUGCCAGCGUUCCUUUUCGAUAUCGUCAUUUCCAUGGAUGACCGGUUCCUCUACUGCAGCAACUGGUUGCAUGGUGAUGUCCGCCAAUACGAUAUCACAGACCCGCAUUGUCCCAAACUGGUUGGACAGGUGUUUCUGGGGGGCAGCCUUGUGAAAGGGGGUCCUGUAACUGUCCUUGAGGAUCCAGAGCUGGACUGCCAACCUGAUCUCUUUGUGAUCCAGGGCAAGAUAGUCCAAGGAGGGCCUCAAAUGCUUCAGCUGAGCUUGGACGGCCGCCGUCUCUAUGUCAACUACUCUCUUUACACGCCUUGGGACUACCAGUUUUAUCCCAAAUUGAUCGAGCAAGGCUCAGCAAUGGUCCAGCUGGACGUGGACACCGAGAAGGGCGGCCUUUGCGUGAACCCGGAAUUCCUGGUGGAUUUCGGGCAUGAACCGUUUGGUCCGGCUCGGGCGAAAGAGAUGCGCUACCCCGGUGGGGAUUGCACCUCCGACAUCUGGGAGUAGCAUGCAUCCAUUCCAAGUCGUCUUCAUAUCGGAAGGAGAAUCACUUAAGAAUUGGAACUUUUGUCCAACGCUUGCUGUUGUUACUCCUUGUUGUAAAUGUCAACAUGAGUAGCGUAUAUGUACAUUUUUCUCUGGGUGUCCUUGGGACUGCAUCCUGCCUGCUUCCUCCCUUCUCCAGCUCUGAAAGGGCCUAAAUCACAAUGUCUCCAUGGCAACUCUCUUGUGAUGGUAGGCAUGCUCUCUCUGUGGCUUCUUCUUUCCUUUCUCCCUUUACCUCAUAAGCAUUCAUGCUCUUUUCUUCCUUUCCUCCUUGCUUUUCCUCAUAAUUUUCCUUCUUCUUUCUUUCCUUUAUCUUCCCUUCUUUUUCUCUCACCUCUCUUCCUUCUCCCUUCUUUCUUCCCU
This is a messenger RNA of Anolis sagrei ordinatus, 1972 nucleotides long. Its product is annotated as methanethiol oxidase-like. Gene Ontology annotation, molecular function: protein binding; selenium binding. Lineage: Eukaryota; Metazoa; Chordata; Lepidosauria; Squamata; Anolidae. The record is from RefSeq and is a predicted model, not a curated record.